Molecule: messenger RNA, 1801 nt
Organism: Capsicum annuum
Lineage: Eukaryota; Viridiplantae; Streptophyta; Magnoliopsida; Solanales; Solanaceae
Product: phosphoribosylformylglycinamidine cyclo-ligase, chloroplastic/mitochondrial
Exons: 9
Coding region: 324-1538 (404 amino acids)
Biological process (GO): adenine biosynthetic process; 'de novo' IMP biosynthetic process
Cellular component (GO): cytosol
Molecular function (GO): phosphoribosylamine-glycine ligase activity; phosphoribosylformylglycinamidine cyclo-ligase activity
Source: RefSeq, a predicted model, not a curated record
GGGAGUUAAGAUUUUUUUGUAAUAUUGAAAACAUAAGUUGUCUAUUUGUAUAAUUUUUAGAUCCAAUCGGUUCGGCCCAACAAGACAAGCUGAACCGCCCUAAUAAUUAUCCCAUCGGCCCAGCAAAGAGAUCCUUCAUUCAAUAUUCUAAUUCGUUUGCCUCUUUUAAUUAGGUUCAAUACUUCAAUUACAAUCACAACUGAGAACUCAAAGCUACUGCUGGCUGCUGCAGUGCUGCUCAAGACCCAAAGGCCAAACCCAAACUGCUGGCUGCUCUCAACAACAGUUUGGUGAGCUUCAAGCUGCUUUCUCCUUGGGUUGCCAUGAACACGUCUACUGGAGCCAAUUUGGAACUAUCGAGGUGCAUUGCUGCAUCCCCUGUUUGUCACUUAAAAUCGUCCAUCUUUGAGCCAAGAUCAUGUGUACCCAAGUUCCAAGGCUUCUCAAAGAAGCUACUGCCUUUAUGUAAAGUUAUAAAUGUUAAAAGUGACAGGGAAAAAAACAUUACGUUCUCGGUUACUUGUAGUGCCAGUCAGGUUGGCACUGCUGCAGAUGAGCCCAGCAGUCUUACAUAUAAGGAUGCUGGUGUGGACAUUGAUGCAGGUUCAGAGCUUGUGAGAAGAAUAGCCAAAAUGGCACCUGGAAUUGGGGGAUUUGGAGGUCUCUUUCCACUAGGGGAUUCAUACCUCGUAGCUGGUACUGAUGGUGUGGGGACAAAACUUAAGUUGGCAUUUGAAACGGGAAUUCAUGAUACCAUUGGGAUUGAUCUGGUUGCGAUGAGUGUUAAUGACAUUGUCACUUCUGGAGCAAAACCUUUAUUUUUCCUUGAUUAUUUUGCAACCAGCCGCCUUGAUGUUGACCUUGCAGAGAAGGUCAUAAAAGGUAUUGUGGAUGGUUGUCAGCAAUCUGAUUGCGCUCUUCUAGGGGGAGAGACUGCGGAGAUGCCAGAUUUCUAUGCCGUAGGCGAGUAUGACCUCAGUGGAUUUGCUGUGGGCAUUGUGAAAAAAGAUUCAGUUAUUGACGGGAAAAAUAUUAAGGUUGGAGACGUUCUUAUUGGUUUACCAUCUAGUGGAGUUCAUUCAAAUGGUUUCUCUCUUGUGAGAAGGGUUCUGAAGCAAAGUGGCCUUUCAUUGAAAGACCAGCUUCCUGGUGAAACUAUUACACUUGGUGAAGCUUUGAUUGCCCCAACUGUUAUAUAUGUUAAACAGGUUCUUGAUAUUAUUAGCAAAGGAGGAGUUAAAGGAAUAGCCCACAUUACAGGAGGUGGCUUCACUGACAACAUCCCUCGAGUAUUUCCUAAAGGUCUUGGAGCCAUGAUUUACGAGGGCUCUUGGGCAAUUCCUCCUAUUUUUAAAUGGAUUCAAGAGGCUGGAAGAAUAGAAGAUGCUGAGAUGAUGCGGACUUUCAAUAUGGGAAUCGGGAUGGUCCUCGUAGUUAGUCCCGAAGCAGCUGAUCGAAUACUUGGGGAAGUACAGCAGACGAGCAUUGCAUACCGGGUUGGUGAGGUUGUAAAGGGUGACGGAGUAAGCUAUAGGUGAAAGCUAUGCAGGUGGUCAUCGGUUGAUGCAUCGAUAUCAGCAUUGAUCUGAAAGAGUUUUUAAGAAGUGAUUGAGAGUUUUUUCUCCUAAGCUGGAGCCUUUUUCAUCUAAUACAACCAAUGUAUUCACUCUUAAAAAUGUGUUGUGUAUUAAAAAUGAAGAUGUAGCCAUGAAGGCAGCUUCAAGAAAUUUUGAAAUAGUUUUGCAUGGAAUGUAGAAAAUGAUUUCUGUUAUAUUUCAUUUUCGAUCGUUUGGUUUGGGAA